GACAGCACCUCCCAGCCUUGCAGGCUGGCUGCCCGCUCACCCAGCCAGUCGGUCGGUCUGGGCACUGCAGUAGGCUGGGCUCUGUCCCAGCACUUGUCUGGGAGAAAAGUGUACUCACUCACCCAGAGACAGUCUCGCUUCCUACCUUCCUUCUUUCUCGAGCUCUCUCUGUGCUUCUGUGAUUCCGUUUUUUUUUUUUUUUCUUCUUCUUCUUUUUUUUUUUUUUUUUGUUGUUGUUGACUUAAUUAUAUUUCUAAUCCUGGAUGAGGUUGCUGGAUUCUGCAGCACAAGUCUUCAUGAACAAGCAGCACCGCUCAGAGAUUUCACGGCAUUCAAAGGUUACAGAACUGCCACUAUGGUUAAAUGUCUUGUUUAAUGGUUGAGAGGUGUGGCGAAAUCUUGUUUGAGAACCCUGAUCAGAGUGCCAAAUGUGUUUGCAUGCUAGGAGAUGUACGACUAAGGGGUCAGACGGGGGUUCCUGCCGAACGCCGCGGCUCCUACCCAUUCAUUGACUUCCGCCUACUUAACAAUACAACAUACUCAGGGGAAAUUGGCACCAAGAAAAAGGUGAAAAGACUGUUAAGCUUUCAAAGAUACUUCCAUGCAUCAAGGCUGCUUCGUGGAAUUAUACCACAAGCCCCUCUCCACCUGCUGGAUGAAGACUACCUGGGACAAGCAAGGCACAUGCUCUCGAAAGUGGGAAUGUGGGACUUUGACAUUUUCUUGUUUGAUCGCUUGACAAAUGGAAACAGCCUGGUAACACUGCUGUGCCACCUAUUUAAUACGCAUGGACUCAUUCACCAUUUCAAGUUAGACAUGGUGACCUUACACAGAUUUUUAGUCAUGGUUCAGGAAGAUUACCACAGUCAAAACCCGUAUCACAAUGCUGUCCAUGCAGCCGAUGUCACCCAGGCCAUGCACUGCUACCUGAAGGAACCGAAGCUCGCCAGCUUCCUCACACCUCUGGAUAUCAUGCUUGGACUACUGGCUGCAGCAGCACAUGAUGUUGACCAUCCUGGUGUGAACCAGCCAUUUCUGAUCAAAACAAACCACCACCUUGCCAAUUUAUAUCAGAAUAUGUCCGUGCUGGAGAAUCACCACUGGCGAUCUACAAUUGGCAUGCUUCGAGAAUCAAGGCUUCUUGCUCACUUGCCAAAGGAAAUGACACAGGAUAUUGAACAGCAGCUGGGCUCCCUGAUCUUGGCAACAGACAUCAACAGGCAGAACGAAUUUCUGACCAGACUGAAAGCUCACCUCCACAAUAAAGACUUGAGACUGGAGGAUGCAGAGGACAGGCACUUUAUGUUGCAGAUCGCCUUGAAGUGUGCUGACAUUUGCAACCCUUGUAGAAUCUGGGAGAUGAGCAAGCAAUGGAGUGAAAGGGUUUGUGAAGAAUUCUACAGGCAAGGUGACCUGGAACAGAAAUUUGAACUGGAAAUCAGUCCUCUUUGUAACCAACAGAAAGACUCCAUUCCUAGCAUACAAAUUGGUUUCAUGACCUACAUCGUGGAGCCGCUCUUCAGGGAGUGGGCCCGCUUCACCGGCAACAGCUGCCUGUCUGAGACCAUGCUGAGCCACCUGACCCACAACAAGGCCCAGUGGAAGAGCCUGCUCUCCAAGCAGCACAGGGGCAGGGCCGGCGGCGGCAGCGCGGAGCCCCCGGGCUCGGGGACCGAGGCCGAGGAGCCGCCGGAGGCCGAGGACGCGGCGCCCUAGAGGC
This is a messenger RNA of Ochotona curzoniae (black-lipped pika), 1720 nucleotides long. It is a transcript of the gene PDE7B, whose product is annotated as phosphodiesterase 7B. The transcript has 13 exons. Bases 364 to 1716 code for a protein of 450 amino acids. Gene Ontology annotation, molecular function: 3',5'-cyclic-AMP phosphodiesterase activity. The record is from RefSeq and is a predicted model, not a curated record. Lineage: Eukaryota; Metazoa; Chordata; Mammalia; Lagomorpha; Ochotonidae.